This is a messenger RNA of Miscanthus lutarioriparius, 1587 nucleotides long. The record is from the annotation of a GenBank genome assembly. NCBI's taxonomy places the organism in Eukaryota, Viridiplantae, Streptophyta, Magnoliopsida, Poales, Poaceae.
AUGCACCGGGCUCGUGUGGGCGGUGAGCUACUAGGACGCGCCGGCGCCAGCGCUGCUGCUGGGCGUGAUCGAACUGGAGUGGUGGGUGGUGGGCGAGACGUGCUGCUGCUCGCGCCACGUCACCUGCACCCUGGUCACUACGCCGAUCGCUGGGCAACAGGCGUUCCGGCGGAGGCCGCGGUGGCUCUGACUGCCGCGUCGUACUCACCGGCGCCGACGUCGCGCGGGCGCACCUCCAUUCGGAGCCCGUGCUUCAUGAACAGCGUGAGUGACAUCUUCUGCUCCACGCAGUGGCCCGGCGCGAUGGCGAGGCGGCAGGUCACUGCUAUGGAGGUGCGUCGUCCGUGCGCGGCGCAUGUCGCCGGAGCAGGAGGCGACAGAGAGGGGGCCGCGGGCGUGGGGCGAGGCGGGUCGCUGGCAGGUGCCCAGCCCGCCCAAGACGCCUUCCCUCGGCUGUUUUUCCUUCUCUGCCAGCCGCGCCGCCGCCCGCCUCCGUCUCUGCCAGCCGCCGCGAUGGAGGCGCUCCACGAGGAGCUGCCCUUCGACCUCGACUUCCACCCGUCCUCCCCCCUCGUCGUCACCUCCCUCAUCACCGGCGAGCUCUGCCUGUUCGGCUACGGCCCGGAGUCGCAGCCUGAGAGGUUAUUUUCGGUAAAAGCUCACAAGGAGUCAUGCAGAGCUGUUCGUUUUGUGGACUCAGGAAAAGUGAUUUUGUCGGGGUCAGCUGAUUGCUCAGUCCUUGCCUCAGAUGUAGAAUCAGGCAAGGCCAUUGCCCGCUUGGAGGAUGCACAUGAGAACGCCAUAAACCGCCUUGUCUGUCUUACUGAGUCUACGAUUGCCACAGGUGACGAUGAAGGCUGCAUUAAGGUAUGGGAUACCCGGGAACGAUCUUGCUGCAACAGUUUUGAAGUCCAUGAUGAUUACAUUUCAGAUAUGACCUAUGUGGCUGACUCAAAUCAGAUACUGGCCACAAGUGGGGAUGGAACUUUGUCUGUGAACAACCUGCGGAGGAAUAAAGUAAGGUCACGAUCAGAAUUUUCAGAAGAUGAGUUGCUAUCCUUGGUGGUAAUGAAGAAUGGUAAAAAGGUUGUUUGUGGAACUCCAAGUGGAGCACUCUUAUUAUAUUCAUGGGGAUACUUUAAGGAUUGCAGUGACCGCUUUCUCGGACACACGCAGUCAGUGGAUACAAUGCUGAAGCUGGAUGAAGAAACUUUGGUUUCUGGUUCAUCAGAUGGUGUGAUCAGAUUAGUGGGCAUCUUACCUAAUAGGAUAAUACAGCCACUUGCUGAACAUUCAGAAUAUCCCAUUGAGGCCCUUGCUUUCUCAAACGAUAAGAAAUAUCUCGGCAGCAUCUCACAUGAUAAAAUGCUGAAGCUCUGGGACUUGGAAGAACUCUUGAAUGGUCCACAGAUAGUCAAUGGUGACGAACCUGCCGAAGCUGGUAGCGAUGAUAGUGAUGACGAUAGCGAUGAUGAUGCGAUGGAUGUAGACAUGGCCGCAACUUCUUCUAAAGGGUCAAGGAGUAAAAAGGCGGGUAAAGGACAGAGUUCAAGUAGGCCGGCAUCAGAUUUCUUUGCAGAUCUAUAG